AUGUCAGUGGUGAUCAAGUUAUUAGAACACGGUGCUCAAGUUGAUCUUGCUGAUGCCGAUCAAAGGACCGCACUAAGAGCAGCCGCCUGGGGAGGUCACGAAGAAGUGGUCAUUAAGUUAUUGGAACACGGGGCUUGCGUCAAUAAAACGGACAACGAAGGUAGAACAGCACUGAUAGCGGCGGCAUACAUGGGGCAUACGGAGAUCGUGGAACAUCUGUUAGUUCACGGAGCCGAAGUGAAUCACGCAGAUUCCGACGGUCGCACCGCCUUGUCCGUUGCAUCCCUGUGCGUUCCCGCUUCCGAAGGUCACGCGGGUGUUGUUAGCUUACUGUUAGAACGAGGGGCUGAAGUGGAUCAUCGAGAUAAGGACGGGAUGACUCCUCUGUUGGUAGCUGCCUUCGAAGGGCACAGCGACGUCUGUGAGCUAUUAUUAGAAGGCGACGCGGAUGUAGAUCACACGGAUAACAGUAGAAGAACCCCUCUCUUCGCUGCCGCCUCUAUGGGUCAUCCGGAAGUGGUAAAUCUUCUCCUGUUCUGGGGUGCUGCAGUGGAUACCAUAGAUGCCGAAGGAAGAACGGUGCUUUCGAUAGCAGCGGCUCAUGGUGAUACGGAAGUGGUUCGCCAAUUGUUAGAUAGGGGUCUAGACGAGAUGCACAGAGAUAACGAAGGUUGGACUCCUUUGCAUUACGCAGCCUUCGAAGGCCACGCCGACGUUUGCGAGUUGCUGAUCGAAGCUGGAGCUAGAGUGGCAGAAGUGGAUAAUGACGGAAGAAUCGCUCUGAUACUAGCCGCACAGGAAGGACACACGUCUCUAGUUGCUAAACUGUUAGACGUCAAUAGAACGAUGAUCGAUCAUCGAUCCCACGAUGGAAAGACGGCUCUGAGGGUGGCAGCUUUAGAAGGACAUAAGGACACGGUAAGUAAUUAUAACGGUGUAUUAUUCUCUUAA
Centruroides sculpturatus (bark scorpion) is the source of this 951-nucleotide messenger RNA. Its product is annotated as ankyrin repeat domain-containing protein 50-like. Gene Ontology annotation, molecular function: protein binding. The transcript is spliced from 2 exons. NCBI's taxonomy places the organism in Eukaryota, Metazoa, Arthropoda, Arachnida, Scorpiones, Buthidae. The record is from RefSeq and is a predicted model, not a curated record. Bases 1 to 951 code for a protein of 316 amino acids.